AUGAACACGUCUCCGCUCGCCUGCUGCACGCCCGCGCUACCCGCGGCGGGGGACGCACGGAUGUCCCACGGGGGGACGGCUGGGGCGGACGCAGGGACAGUGGUAUCAGGAAUGUCAGUAUCAGGCGCGGCAGAAUCGGGCGCGGCAGUAUCCGGCGCGGCGGAAUCAGAGGCGGCGGGGUGGGGGAGCAAGGGGGGGCCGCGCGCGGAGGAGCAACUGGCGACGCUGCUGGCGACGCUGCGAUCGGAGGAGAAGGCGGUGUUGCUGCUGCUGCUGCUGCGACCCGACGAUGACAUCCACGGCGCGGCUCACGCGCGGGCAGUCAUGCGCGGAUGUCACGCGCGGAGGGGCAUGCGCGGAGUGUCAUGCGCGGAGAGUCAUGCGCGGAGUGUCAUGCGCGGAGAUUGCGCGGACGUUAACAUUCCCUUCCCUCGUUCUACCCUCCCACCCCUCGCGCUGCAUCCCCGCUUCCCCUCGCGCUGCAUCCCUGCUUCUCGUCGCUGCUUCCCCGCUUCCCCACGCUCUGCUUCCCUGCUUCCCGUCGCGCUGCAUUCCCGCUUCCCCUCGCGCUGCAUCCCUGCUUCUCGUCGCUGCUUCCCCGCUUCCCCUCGCUCUGCUUCCCUGCUUCCCGUCGCGCUGCAUUCCCGCUUCCCCUCGCGCUGCUUCCCUGUUUCUCGACGCUGCUUCCCUGCUUCUCCUCGCGCUGCUUCCCUGCUUCCCCUCGCGCUGCUUCCCUGCUUCCCCUCGCGCUGUUUCCCUGCUUCCCCCUCGCGCUGCAUCCCCGCUUCCCCCGCGCUGCAUCCACGCUUUCCCCUCGCGCUCCGUCCCCGCUUCCCCUCGAGCUGCAUCCCUGCUUCCCCUCGCGCUGGUUUUCCACAUUCCAUACUGGCGGCUUUCCCCUUUCCCUACGCGCUGCCUUCCCCCGUCCUAUACGCACCUUUCCCUUUUCCAUACCCGCUGGUUCCCUCUUUCGUCUCUCUGUUCCACUACGCUCAUCCCUGCCAUUACAUAACCACCAACAUCGAGGAAAGCGGGUGUUGUAGACUGAAACGUAGCGCCUUUGUCUUUCUUUUCCCCCUGCUUACCGAUUGUUUCCCCUCUGUUCACUCUCCCUUUUCCCCCUGCUUACCGAUUGUUUCCCCCCUGCUCGCUCUUUAUUUUCCCCCUGCUUACCACUUGUUUCCCUCCCAGCCCUCUCUUCCCUCUCUGCUCUCUUCCCUCCCUGCUCUCUCUUCCCUCUCUGCUCUCUCUUCCCUCCCUGCCCUCUCUUCCCUCUCUGCUCUCUCUUCCCUCCCUGCUCUCUCUUCUCUCCCUGCUCUCUCUUCCCUCCCUGCUCUCUCUUCCCUCCCUGCUCUCUCUUCCCUCCCUGCUCUCUCUUCCCUCCCUGCUCUCUCUUCCCUCCCUGCUCUCUUCUCUCCCUGCUCCCUCUUCCCUCACUCUCUCUUCCCUCCCUGCUCUCUCUUCCCUCCCUGCUCUCUCUUCCCUCCCUGCUCUCUCUUCCCUCCCUGUUCUCUCGUCGGUGGUGCAGCUCGUCAGGCAUGA
Closterium sp. NIES-65 is the source of this 1542-nucleotide messenger RNA. Lineage: Eukaryota; Viridiplantae; Streptophyta; Zygnematophyceae; Desmidiales; Closteriaceae. The record is from the annotation of a GenBank genome assembly.